CACUGCAACGGUAAACUGGACUACAAUCCCAAGUGUCCGCCAGUGUGUGCCGUGAUGCACGCAGGGAGUUGUAGUCUUUUCUGGGUGAAAUGCCAACUGGUAUGAGCGGACAGUUGGAGACUCGGAAACUACAAUCCCAAGGGGCUUCGAGGAUCGAGGGCCUGGUGUUUUGGAAGUCGGGGUUGAGAACCGAGUGGUGAAUGACGAGGCCCGAGUUUUGUUCGAAGUCGGUUUUGAAAGGGAAGGCCAAAAUCUGCUGCCUCGGAUUAGGUUACCUUUAAUGUGAGGAAGGAUGGCAGCUAAAGAAAUCCUGCAGUUAGACCUCUACUCGUUGCUGGGGGUUAGUGAGGAUGCAACUGGUAAAGAGAUUAAGAAAGCAUACAGACAGAAGGCUUUGAAAUGUCACCCAGACAAGAACCCAGACAAUCCCAAGGCAGUGGAAUUGUUCCAUCAGUUAUCCCAGGCGCUGGAAGUUCUGACAGAUGCAGCUGCAAAGGCAGCCUAUGAUAAAAUCAGAAAAGCGAAAAAGCAGGCAGCAGAGAGGAACCAGAAACUCGACAGCAAGAGAAAGAAAGUAAAGCUUGACUUAGAGGCCCGUGAAAGAGAAGCCCAGCUCAAUGAAGAAGAGGAAAUUAAGAUUGCAAAGAAUUUAGAUGAAGUGAUUGCCAGGCUAAGGGAAGAGGGCUCUAGACAUUUAGAGGAACAGCAGAGGCUCGUCAAAGAACAAAUACUGCUGGAGAGAGAGCAGAGGCUGCAAGGAUCUGAUGUCCGAACUGAUUCCAUAAACAACUCAACCCCUAAACUGAAACUGAAAUGGAAGUGUAAGAAAGAUGACGAAUCAAAUGGUGGCUACUCUCAUGAAUACCUCCUCUCCAUUUUGAAGAAGUACGGUGAGGUUUUGAACUUGCUCAUAUCUAGUAAAAAGAAAGGCUCCGCUAUUGUGGAAUUCUCCUCAACCAAGACUGCUGAGCUUGCUUUUAAAAAUGAGACUGGGUUAACAAGUAACCCACUGAAGAUCUCCUGGUUGGAAGGAUCACCCCCUCCAAAUACAAGCAACCCUACAUCAUCAUCUUUGGAGACAAGUUCAUCUAAUCUGUUCCAGAAUACAGCACGCACAGAGCGAGAUUAUGAAAGUCUUGUGAUGAUGCGGAUGCGACAGGCAGCAGAACGACAGCGGCUCAUCAAACAACUUCAAGAGGAUGAUUCUUAAACUUGGCAUUGGCAAAUGCUUCAGAUUCCCUUCUGUUUCCCUUGAACUGGAAUAAACUGCUCUUUAUUUUUAUUAAUCGGCA
Molecule: messenger RNA, 1292 nt
Organism: Chiloscyllium plagiosum (whitespotted bambooshark)
Lineage: Eukaryota; Metazoa; Chordata; Chondrichthyes; Orectolobiformes; Hemiscylliidae
Gene: dnajc17
Product: DnaJ (Hsp40) homolog, subfamily C, member 17
Biological process (GO): spliceosomal complex disassembly
Cellular component (GO): spliceosomal complex
Molecular function (GO): RNA binding
Source: RefSeq, a predicted model, not a curated record